UCAUCAUAAGUGCAAGGUACCAUUUUUGAGCACUAGAAUGGUUUCAGAGUUUGAAUUUGAGCGCGCCAUCUUCAAUUCCUUAAAUACACGGGGGGAGUAGUUUCCGAGUGUUUUUAUAUAGCUGGAAAAGCUUUUUGAAAAUCCCGCAGAAGCAAUUGAAAAAAGAGUAUUAAAUUUAAUUCAAAAUUUUUAGGAGACACAGGCUUCGCUGUAUUUUUUUGCAAAUGCAAAUAUAAUUUAAGAACCUUUGAGAGCAUUGUGAAUUACUAGCCCCCGGGUCUUAGUUCAUUGAUGCUCAGUUAGGGUUUGAGACUCAAACAGAUGGCCUAAAGAAUCCUAAAAGAAAGGAUGCGCUGUAUUUUUGACUUUACGGCAUCGUGAUGCAGUUUGGGGAAAAACGGCAUGGUUUGACGAAACAUGAACUGACUAGUACAUGUUGGAGGUAACUGUUUUCCCAAAAUAAAUCGCGAUGGCUGAAAUGGAAGAAUUCUUUCAUGCGAGCUGUUGCGAGCAUCAAUUGCAGUCUCUACAGAAUUAUGUAAAUGAGCUGAGUGAUCAGAAUGAUAUAUUGGUCCAGACUGUGGAAGAGCUUGAAAAGGAAGCAAAUGAAAGAGUUGCUUUGCUGGAGUCAAGGUUACAGAAGACAAAUACUUCACUGAGGGACCAAACCAAAAGGUGCAGGGAUUAUGAGCAAGAGCUUCAAAGAGUCAAGAAUGAACACGAGGCAUCAUUGCAAUCAAUUGAGGACUUCAAAAAUGAAGCUGCAUCAUUAUCCGAAGAAAACAUUCAGCUUCAGAAUCACAUUGGCAACCUUGAAUACGACUCUGACUUGUUAAUUGAACUCAUAAACAAAGCAAAAACAACUGGCAAAUGGGAGCUCACACAACUCGAUUUCCGAGCCAUUCCAUACGAGUCACUUGUCACAAUUCACAGCCCUGGGACCCAGCCACAACAAAUAGCAAACAGUGAACGAAGACUUAGAGAACAUAUUUCAGAAUUGAAUCGGCAAGUUAAAGGUCGAGAUGACAUCAUACAGAGGCUGGAAAGGGAUUUGAAGGCCAAGGAAGAACUAUAUAAUGAGGUGCAAAACAAACUCGGAAUCAAGGAUCAAGCUUAUUAUUCUGUUGAAGGUGACGUGAAGUCGAUGGAAAGCCAGCAGCAGGCUGCAACGUCUGCCAUCACCAACAAAGACGUUCUCAUCAUGAAGCUUAAAAGCGACCUGCAGCUAUCACGUGAGCACCAAAGGGAUGUUGCGAAGCAGCUUCAGGACUGCGAAAGCACGAUCGGGGAACUGCAAGUGGAGAUAUCUGAUUUUCAAGAUAUUGUGUCAAUAAGAGUGGCGGAGACAAAGACCAAGGAACAAAGCAUUCAGAUACUCCAACAGCUGUACAAGUCAAGUCAAGAGAAGCUAAGCCAAAGCGAUCGGAUUAUCGAGCAGCUUAAAAGAGAAGUACAACAGGCUGUGAAACAAUCUCAAGACGUCACAGCUUAUGAGGAUAUGAUACGCAGGCUUGAAACUGAGCUUAUAGCUGCGGAGGAGCAAAGAAAGCAAACAGUUAGCGAUUUUCAUAAUCUGAAGGCGUCUUUAAGCAGCUCUGACUCGGCUGCGAAGGAACAUGUUGCAUUUCUGAGUUCAAAGGUUGAAGAAAAGGAAAGAGAGGUUAGCGAUCUCACGAACGAGGUUCGAUUAUACAAGAGGAAAAAUGAGGUCCAUACAUCAGAGAUUGAGAAAAGCCGAAUGCGGAUUGUCGAAUUGGAGAGUGUGUCAUCUGCGAGGGAGCAACAGCUUAUGGACUCCAACGAGGAGAUAACAAGAUUGCAGUUUGACUUAAAACGACUUAAGUCAAAUUCUGAUGAUGAAAGGAAGGCCCUUGCACACGAAGUUGCUCAAAGAGAGGACGCAAUUAGAAAAUUAAAAUCGGAAUUACACGCCUUAGAAGAAAACGAAAAUGACGCCAUGUCAAAACUUGCAUACCAAGGUGAAUUGAUAAGAAAACUGAGGGAUGACACAAAGACUGCAUCACAAGAAGGCUCUUCCUACCGUUUGCUGACUGCUGAUCUAGAACAUCAAGUCAAUUCUACAAACAAUGCACUGAAAGAUGUUCAGUCGAAAUUGGCAGAACAAGCGGCGAAAUACGAGGAGGCACAAAAGAAAAGUGACCAAGAGUUGAAGACAGAAAUAAGAAGACUCGAAGAUGACUUAAAGCAAGCUGACAGCAAGGUCACAUAUCGCAACGACGCUUUACAACGGUUGCAAAGUCAACAAAAAGACUACAUAGAACAGGUUGCAAACAGAGAGAAAUCAAUUCAAGAUUUGGAGCUGCAGCUGCUAAAGGCCCAAGAAGAACAGCGAAGGAUGAGUGAGGAGGUAGCAAAACGUGAAAAAGCAAACGACGAAUUGACUAAAGAUCUCAAGGUUGCGAAGUCAAAAUAUAGCGAUGCAAUCGAAGAGAAUGGUCGGCUGGAAGCAAGAGUUAAGGCUUACCAAAUUUCAUCUCAAAGUGAAAACGAUGUUUUAGCUGAAGAGGUUGCUAAAAGAGAAGAUGCUAUUCACAAGUUGAAAGUAGAAAAACUCGAGUUGGAAGAGGAUAGAAAUAAAUACAUGGAGAGGGCAAACGAAUUCGCUGAAAGCAUUGCAAAGCUAGAGGAACAGAACAAAAACAAUGUGCGAGAGUUGAUUGAGAGGGAUGCCGUUGUAAAUGAACUGGAGACCAAGGUUAAUGACUUAAAGUUGAAACAAGAAGAAUACACGGAUAAGAUUGAGCAUUUUGAAGAUGAAAUAAGAGAUCUCGUUAUCAAAUUAAAUAUGGCUGAACGCGAUGAACAAGCUCGUACUCACGAGAUUAAUAUGAAGCAGGAGGUCGUUGAUCAAUUGCAGAUUGAGCUGGAGAAUUUGAAGAAACAGCAUCGAGAUAUUAUAGAUAAGCUGUCGAAACGAGAAGAACAGAUCAGCCAGCUAAGCAAGGAUGCUUCGUCUCUCAAGGAGAAAGAGAAGGAUAAACAAAAGGAGAUCUCUAAACACAUAGAGAGCAUCAAGAAACUCGAGAAGGACCUGAGCAAGUCAAGUAAAGACAUUGAGACAAUUCGUAGAAAAUCAGCUGAUGAUAUUGCCGUCAAAGAGCAACGCAUCAGACAACUGGAAGAAGAACUUGCCUCUGCGCAGCAAAGAUACGCGGAUGUUUAUGAAGAAUUGUCCAAAGCCGAGGAAGACCUAGGAAGAGUGAAAAACGAGCAAUCGGAUCUUCAUGACAAAUACCAGUCAGCACAGUCGCAGCUAUUGCAGUCCGAAGAAGCAAUCCAGCAUCUUGAAAUGGAGCUAAGUCUCACUCAAGAAAAGCAUAAAACAUGUAUUCAAGAAGUGGCCCAUAAAGAUGGUGUUAUUCUAAAUCUUCAAUCAGAACUAGACGCUACGCAGCAGGAAUUCGAAAAUACUGUGGAGGAGCUAGGGCAAAAGGAUGAAGAGCUUGCCAAACUUAAAGCCCAAAUCAAGGAACUGAAGGCAGAGCUCAAAGAGCUUCGGUCAGAUCGGGAAGAAAAUAUAGCUAAGAUCGAAGACCAGGAAGACCAAAUUAGAAGACUGCAGAGUGAACUCGCUCGGCUUUCUGAAGAGACUCAAAGCAAGGUUUCGAAGAUCAAGCAAAUGGAGCAUACUUACACAAUCGAGGCGAAAAAUUACGAAAGCGAGAUUGAAGCAUUGCAAUGCGAAAAGAGUGAAGUGAAGAGUGACUUGGAUGAACUCAACGAACGGCAUGAUGAGCUGCAAAGACAGCUUCGGGAAUCAGAAGAGAAAGUUAAAAAUCUAUCAAGCAAUGUACAAACUUCAGAGAAGCAAAGGAAAGAGAUCACACAAGAGAACGAACAAAAUGUCGAAUGUUUACGAAGAAGAGAUAGAGAAAUCGAAGAUCUGACUCGAAAGGUGAACAGUGCUGAAAAUGAGCUUCAAAACUCACAAAUAAAUUGCCAGCAACUUGAAAGCAAACUGAACUAUGCUGAAGAACAGUUAAGAGAAACGAAAAAUAAAGUAGAUCAUUGCCAGGGUGCCAUGAAGGCUUUAGACGACAGUUUGACGGAGGCCAAGGAAAAGAUAAUGACUCGUGAUGCAGAAAUUGUUCGAAAUCAGAUUGAAUUUGAUAAUUUGAGGAAUCAACUGGAUGAAAAGUCAAAACAAUCCGAAAGCCAAUUUCAGAGGAUUAAGGAAAUGGAAGAAGAAAUCGUGAAAGUGCAGUCGAAAAAUCAAGAAUGUGAAAAGCAGCUGGAUCGGUGCGAAGAAGUUUUGAAAGAUCUAACUGACAAACUUGCAGAAAAACAAAAAGAGACUUUGUCUCAAAAUGCGAAAAUAAUAAAACUGGAAAAUAGCAAUAAGGAAUUAAAAGAUUUGCACAGAAAAGGCCAGGAAGAGCUGAAGUCCUCCCAAAACUCAAACCGCCAGUUAGAAAGUGAACUAACAAAUGUGAAGGAUGUAUGUUCAAGGCAAAAAGAUCAGAUACAAGAGCUUGAAAGUCAUUUCCGAAGUUCACAAAACAUGGUGAGAUCGCUGGAGGAUGAAAGAAUACGUUUGCAUGAAAAGCUUACCAAUGUGAGUGAUAGUAUGAAAGUGCUGAGGAAGAAUUUUGAAGAGGAGAAGGAGCACAGGAAGUCAGAGGGCGAAAUUAAUACAGAUAAAAUCAAAAGUCUGCAGCGAGAGCUGAAGAUAUCACAGGAAUCUAACAAAGAGCUGAUUCAACAGGUGAACCAAUUAGACAAAGAUGCAAAUCAGCUCAGAAGAUUGCUGUCAGACAAAGAGGUAGAAGGCAAUUUGAAAAACGACGAGCUUUACAAUUGUGAACAGACAAUUAAUGAGCUGCAUUCGCAGUUGCAGAAUUUACUUGAAGACAAGAAGACUUUAAUGAGGGAGAAUGCUUCUAUAUCGACUGAGCUUGGCCAAUUGCGUACAGAACUUAGUGAUUGCAAGCAGCGAUACAAAGACACUGCCCAACAACUUGCACAUCAUGAAGAAAAAGGAAAUUUGUUAGAAAGAAACCUCGCCGCGACACAGGAGCAACUGAGCUCAAGGGUUGCUGAGGCUGUCAAACUGGAAAAGUCCAUCAAGAAAUCGCAAGCCGACCUUGUGUCUGCGAAUGACGAGUUGUACAUCAAAGCUCAGGAGAUCGGUGGUUACGAAAAACAAAUUGAACAGCUAAAGACUGACUGUGCUGCUGCGCAGAAGCGAUAUAAAGAUGCUGCUGAUGAGAAUUCCCAGUCGCAAAUGACAAUACAGCAUUAUGAAAUGGAACUGAACGAUUCUCAUCAUCAAAUAGACGCACUUCAAACCCAGCUUGGUGACCAAACCAAAAUAUUAGAAGAUCUGAAAAAGGGCUUUGGUAACACACAAGCCCAAUUAAAGGACUCGCAAAAACAGAUUCGACAACUUCAAAUCGCAAACAAUGAACAAGUUGAUACCAUCUCAAGCCUGAAAGAACAAGCCACAGAUAUGAAAAUCCAGGUGAAAGAGAAAGAGAACUCCAAUGUUCAACUGAGAGAAGAGCUAGGAACAUGUCUACAGAAGAACCGAUCCUUGUUAGAAGAGUUGGCUACAAAGGAUGGCGAAGUUAGAGUUAUUCGUGCCGAUUUACAAGGAGCACAAAGAAAGAUAUCAAAUCAAAACAGCGAGCUUUCAAGACAUGAUGAAGUCGUGCAACAAUUGCAAGGCGAAUUGAACAAGGUCAAAGAGCAAGCGAGAGUUUCCCAAGCUGAUGUAGCCAACAACGAACAGGCAAAUCAAAGCCUUAAGGUUCAGCUGUCCAGCGUGCAAGGAAACCUUCGUGAAUGCAUGGAGCAGCUAUCGAAGAAAUCAAAGGAAAUCGCAUCGCAUAAGAGUGAAGUUUCUUCUUUGAAGCAGAAGAAACAAGCAAUGGAGCAACAGUUUCUUGCGUAUGAAGAAAAGGUUAAGAAAUUAAAGUCGGAGCUAAAGAAGUCGCAAGAAAAAAUGAAAACUGCAAAUGGAGAGGUGACGUCAGCCUCUGCAAACAUGGCAGAACUCAAAGAACAGCUAUCUGCAGCCCAUGAAAGAGCUAAAAGAUCGAACAAAGAUUUAUCCAGGCGAGACGAGCAAAUAAUUACGCUGAAAACCGAGUUGGCAUCAAUUCUAGAGAAACUGAAAUUAAGGGAAGAAGAGAUUGAGCGAUUGCGGCAAGAGCUGAAGACUGCUGCGUCUAAAUACAACACCACUUACCAAGAUUUGCAAGGCGCGAGAAAGGCGCUGAACGAGGCCCGGGCCAAUAGCGACAAGCUGACACGUGAAAGCGAGGCUGUUGUAGAGAACGUAAACACUUGGGUUCAAGAGCAAAGAGAAGGAAACUCAAAAAUUGCAGCAAAACUUCGAGACCAAAAUAGCAGUAUUGCUUCUCUGGAGGCAGAAAAGGAGAUGCUUUCCGAAUCAAAUGAAAGGUUGAAGAAAACUAACGAGCGACUUAAGAUGGAGCUUGAGGAAAUGAGAGUUGAGAGCGGAAAAUACCAGGCCAUACAAGGGCACUCGUCCCAGCAACACCUUACCAUCCAGCAGCUCAGGAACCGACUCAGUGACGUCGAACAAGAGCUGGAUGCGGAGCGAAACUCGAAAUCAGCAACGAUUGAAGAUUUACACAAUCGGCUUAAGAUGAAUGUAGACACUGUGCAACAGCUGCAUACUCAGCUAAACCAGACGAGCAAGGAAAAUUUACGUCAACGCGCCCUACUCGACCGAGAAGUUGCCGCCAGGAAGAGACUACAAACGCAAGUGCGAGCACGUGAACAGAAUAUUGAAUCCUUGAAAGACGAGCUCAACACAAGUAAAUACACGGAUAAAGAUUACCUCAAGGGUGAUUCUUACCGUUUAAUUGAUGCAAGCCAAGGAGGUAAUCACGAAAAAAGUUUAAGUGGAUCUUCGAACAGACGAGAAAAGCUUGGUUCUGCCGUCAAUAAAGAGUUGGAAAAGGCUGGUGUCUCCUCCGCAGAGGCCCUAGAUAAGUCGUAUUGGAUACAACGCGUAGGCGAGUUGUCAGUUCAGCUACAACAAAGCAGUGAAUAUUGGUCACAGAAAGUCAGAGAUUUAUCUGGACAGAUGGACAAAUCUGGACAGCCUAGUAUUUAAUAGCCUAAUUGAUAAACGAGAUAAUAUUUAUUCAGUAAUGCGUUAAGCAGUUGUGAAUAAAGGAUAAGCUCUACAAGCACUGUCAAAUGUAUUAGUAAUGAGUUUAAGCACAUAUUCGGUCGAAACGUAAAUCCUGCAACAAUAAAGCGGAUUUUUAUUUGUUCAGUUUUAUUAUCGUGACGUACACGACUUUGAUAGUGAAAAGCGAGCUAUUUGAAACCCAUUUGAUGGUUGUAGAGACCCGCUCUUUUCAAUCAUCAUCGAGUAAGGAAUAUUCUAUUAUCCAUCAAUAUUGUCAUUUCAAGAAACAUUUCAAGGGUUUCACAUUCUGUUUACCCAGCUGAAAUUCAGUAGUUUCCCAUUUUUGUUUGACCACCAUCAUGCAUGUGCAGAGAACAUGUAUUUCCCUGUGUAUAUUGUCCAUGUAAAUCGUCUCUGCUGUCAUCCUAAGUCUAUUCUUUAUAUUCCAAGUGCGAUUAAUCUGAUGCAUUAGAAAUCCUUUUAGGUUUGGAACUAAAAGUUCACAGCCCAAUACGAUGUAUAGAGGCUGGCUUUUUAUAGUAAAUUAAACCAUUGAAAAUAUUUAGAAGCUGUAACAAAGUUGGUUAGUAGAAAGACUUUUAUCAGCGUUUUUGUACAGUGAUGCUAAGAUAUAUCUUAAAAUAUUUUAUUGUCAUUCUUGUAUUUUGAUUAUAUGUGACAACUUAUGUUUUUACCUUGAUAUGAAUAAAGCUCUUUUUAAUUGAUUA
Molecule: messenger RNA, 7857 nt
Organism: Rhopilema esculentum
Lineage: Eukaryota; Metazoa; Cnidaria; Scyphozoa; Rhizostomeae; Rhizostomatidae
Source: RefSeq, a predicted model, not a curated record